Messenger RNA from Baudoinia panamericana UAMH 10762, 1254 nucleotides. RefSeq lists its product as uncharacterized. The transcript has 2 exons. Gene Ontology annotation, molecular function: NAD+ kinase activity. The record is from RefSeq and is a predicted model, not a curated record. Lineage: Eukaryota; Fungi; Ascomycota; Dothideomycetes; Mycosphaerellales; Teratosphaeriaceae. Gene Ontology annotation, biological process: NAD+ metabolic process; NADP+ biosynthetic process. The annotation marks the transcript as partial.
GAUAUGCAUGAGCUUGAGGCGGCGGUGCAUCAGUUCAAGUUUCGCAGUGAGACGCCUUCGAUUGCCCGACUCGCAGCGUUGACGAGUCCGUGUUACUUUCAUAAGAGGUUUGGGGAUGCGGUGGAUAUUGAUAAGGUGCUUGAGGAGAUCAAGGGGGAUGAUCAACUCAGUCACAGUCGUUUGAUGCAGACGGCGGCGUCGGUGCGGGAGGUGAGUCGGCAGUUACAGCGGAGGCCGUUGAAGAGGGCGGUCAGGAAUGUGAUGGUUGUUACGAAGGCGAGGGAUAAUGCGUUGGUGAGGUUGACGAGGGAGUUGACGGAGUGGCUUGUGGCUACGCCGAGGUAUGGGAGGGAGGUCGGGGUGAAUGUGUGGGUGGAUUCGAAGUUGAGGAAGAGUCGGCGAUUCGGGGCGGAGGGGCUGGUGGAGAAGGAGGGGGGAAGGUAUAGGGAGAUGUUGCGGUUUUGGACGCCGGCGUUGUGUUUGGAGCAACCGGAGUUGUUUGAUUUGGUUAUCACGUUAGGAGGGGAUGGCACGGUGUUGUUCACCUCUUGGCUCUUCCAGCGCAUCGUCCCACCCGUGCUGGCCUUCUCCCUCGGCUCGCUAGGAUUCUUAACAAACUUCGACUUCGACACCUACAAAGCCCACCUCGACCGCAUCAUGGGCGACAGCGGGAUGCGGAUCAACAUGCGCAUGCGCUUCACCUGCACGGUCUACCGCUCCGCCGCCUCCUCCAUUAGCACCGCGGCCAACUCCGCCGCCGCCUCCACAGCCAGCGAAACCCACGAAGUCCUCAACGAAAUCGUCAUCGACCGUGGUCCAAGCUCUUACAUCUCCUCGCUCGACCUCUACGCCAACGAUGAACUUCUCACCCGCAUAAGCGCCGACGGCAUCAUCCUCUCCACGCCCACAGGCAGCACAGCCUACUCCCUCUCCGCCGGCGGCUCGCUCGUCCACCCAGACAUCCCCGCCAUCCUCCUCACCCCCAUCUGCCCGCACACCCUCUCCUUUCGCCCCAUGCUGCUGAACGACGACAUGGCGCUCAAAGUCGCCAUCCCCGCUUCCGGGCGCGGCGGUGCCUUCGUCUCCUUCGACGGCAAAGGCCGCGUCGAAUUAGGCAGAGGGGACGAGGUAGUUGUGCGAGCGAGUCAGUAUCCGUUCCCCACCGUCAUGGGCCAGCCAUUGGAGUGGUUCGAUAGUAUCUCCCGGACUCUACGCUGGAACACGCGCGCGGCGGAGCAGAAGGGGUGGGCGGGU